AUGCUGGCCAUGCUCGGGGACCUGUCCGAAAGGAUGAACCGGAUGGAGGUCUCCCAGAGAGAGCAAGGCGGCAAGAACUGGCAGGGCUCACCCGAGUCGAGUAUCGCCAGUCGGCAACAGGAGGUCGGAGCAGGGAUUAAUCUCCAGACUUUAAACCGUACCCCUACUAAGGAAUCCCCAAACGUGUCACCAGCAACCUAUUUCGGUAUUCGGCGACAACAACAGGCAGGUGUUGAAGGUCCUCACGCGAGAAAAGCAGAGGAAGGAGUCAACAUGGGUCAGGCACCCGUCCCUGGGAUAUACCGGGCAGAUUUGCCUGAAGGACGCUACCCCGGUAUGGGUAUGCCUAACGGUGUGUGUGUUUACCCUGGGCAGCCGGGAGUCGGCAUGCCGGACGCGCAACAGCGGAAGCUGGCAUUGCAACCUUUCGACGGAAAGGAGCUCUACCACGGCCUUGGCUGUGGAUUCAUGGAGUGGGGCAAAGAAUUUGUCAGACAAGUCGGGUUUGCUGAGCGAGCGUGUGGUUUCGUGUGGCCAGAGGACAUCAAGGUUGAUGUUCUAGGUCAGCACCUAGCCGGCAAGGCACAGACCUACUAUCGUCGUCAAGUGGAAACGUGGUGGUUUGAAAACCAAACCCUGGUACAUGCGAUGCAGAGACUACUGCAGUCCUCCACGACGAAGAUCUCGCCAGCACAAAGCUUGAAGUUGUUCACAGCACCCAAGGCAUCCCAUCGAAAAUGGACAGACCAUUUUCUGUACUUGACGGCCGUCAGUGACGCCUGUGGAGGUGCAGACAAUCUUGUGCUGGACAACAUCGUCCAUUAUGCUGACCCACACAUGCGAACGACGAUGUUGUCCAGAUUGGACUUUCAUCGCACCGAUUACCUGCGGCAAGCAGAAGAGUUGGCGCAAUUUGCCCAAUCGACGGAGUUGGACACUCACUCGAAGAGUUUUGGACGCGAUGUGGUGAACACUGUCGAGGUUGCGCAGGAGUUCAAGGAAAAACACAAAUCAAGACCGUCGCUACCUCGCACCGACACCCGGACUUGUUUCAAAUGCGGAGAAGUGGGUCAAAUUCGUUCGAGGUGCCCCAAAAUGAAGAAGAAGCCCUCGGGUGCAAACUACGUUUUCGCGGUUGGUCGCGGUGCGAGUCGCUCGCCCGGACAAUGGAUUCUCGACAGCGGUUCGAGUAGACAUUUGGUCAAUGACCCGAGUCUGCUGACUGAUCCGAUUGAUUGUCGCAGUGAGUGCAUGACUGCAGCCACUGAUGGAAGUGCGCUGCGGAUCACCCUUCAAGGUACUGUGGACAUCCAGGUCGUCGCACUUGGAGUCGUCAACACAGUGAGACUCCUCAAUGUUCACUACGCGGAAAACCUCGAGGGAAAUAUCCUUUCCUAUGGAUUGCUCGAGGCAAGGGUUGCGUUCUCGAAUAUCGAGGAAGGAGGCGCGUGUUGUCCUCCGGUGUGGGUGGUACUCCCAUCAUGGACGUGGAAAGUUGCAACAACGUGUUGGUUGUCGCGGUGA
Molecule: messenger RNA, 1524 nt
Organism: Peronospora matthiolae
Lineage: Eukaryota; Oomycota; Peronosporomycetes; Peronosporales; Peronosporaceae
Source: the annotation of a GenBank genome assembly